UUAAAUUUCCAUGGCCGGUGAUCGGUUGGGCGCUAGAUUGCGGAAUUGUUAAAACCUCAUUCUCAGUGACUAAUAAUAAAUUCGUGUUAUAACAGAUUUUUGGUGUCCCGUGUACGAUAUAAUUUGCAAAUGUAAUAAAUUUCGCCAAAUCAUAUUUCAGUAGAUAAGGUUAAAAUUGCAUUUGAAUGUCGGUUUCAGUUGGUAAAAGCGAGUGGAAUCGUAGAUAGAGUGGAAAAAACUAAGCGGAGAUUUUUAAAUUCAGAUAUUUGAACAGUUUUAUAGUACGUUUACAGUUAAUGGUUUCGCAUUGCAUAUACGUCAAAUAAAUGAUCAAAAAAAGGAGGCUAAGGCGAUAAAAAGUCCAAAUAUAAGACCUCUACACUACCUCAUUAACGGGAAAACAACAACAGCAACCACAUACCCGUAAAUAUGCCAAAUAUACGUCCCCUACCAGAGGCAUUGCAAAAAAUUGCCUGCGAGGAACUCAAUGAAAUACCUGAAAGAAUUGACGAGGAUUUACAAGAUUUUCGUGAAUGGAUUGGGCGCCAGCGUCAUUUGAGGGCACGAACCGAUGAUCAAUUUCUCACAAGCUUUCUUCGCGGCUGUAAAUAUAGUUUAGAAAAGGCCAAAAGUAAACUGGAUAAAUAUUAUACGUUGAGGACGAAAUAUCCCGAAUUUUAUACCAUACAAAAUAUAGAUGACCCGAGGGUUGUAGAGCUCUAUAAAAUGGGCAUCGGCUUACAUUUACCCACACCUUUGCAUGAGACGGGACCCCGCAUACAAUAUGUCCGCCCGGGUAAUUAUCCCACCGAUAAAUAUACCUUUAGCGAUGUCAUGGCCAUUGCCAAUGCCUUCCAAGAGUUGAAUAUGCUUUUUGAUGAUUAUUGCGUGAUAAAUGGUUAUGUCCAAAUUUUGGAUAUGUCCAGCUAUACGGCAUCGCAUAUUUUGCAAUUAACACCAAAUGUGGUGCGAAAAAUUACCACCUUUGCCGAGGAUGCCUUACCUUUGCGCCAGCGAGCUGUACACAUCGUGAAUACCUCACCAGCUUUUGAUAGACUACUGAACAUGAUCAGAGCCUUAAUGCCACUGAAACAACAACAAAGGCUCUUUAUCCAUGGCAGCAACUGGCAAUCUCUCUACGAGCAUAUACCGCAAAAAUAUCUACCACAGGAGUUGGGUGGUGAAAAUAGUUCCUUUGACGAGAUCAAUAAGUUACAGUGGCAAGUCUUUCAGGAAUAUCGCGAAUAUUUCGUGAAAAUGAAAGUCUGCGAGAAAACAAAUCUACUGACUACUCGCAAAUAUUUGGCAUAGAAGGAUCAUUUCGAAAAUUAAUGGUGGAUUAAUUAGCAUUGAAUUUGAGUAUAUUAAGCAAUAUGGUUGUGAUUAGUUGAUAAGUAUUAAAUUAUUGUAAAAUAUAAAUCCAUAAUCAAA
Musca domestica (house fly) is the source of this 1431-nucleotide messenger RNA. RefSeq names its product clavesin-2. The coding region runs from base 430 to 1311 and encodes 293 amino acids. NCBI's taxonomy places the organism in Eukaryota, Metazoa, Arthropoda, Insecta, Diptera, Muscidae. Gene Ontology annotation, cellular component: membrane. Gene Ontology annotation, molecular function: phosphatidylinositol bisphosphate binding. The transcript has 4 exons. The record is from RefSeq and is a predicted model, not a curated record.